Messenger RNA from Jaminaea rosea, 668 nucleotides. RefSeq lists its product as hypothetical. Bases 200 to 586 code for a protein of 128 amino acids. The transcript has a single exon. The record is from RefSeq and is a predicted model, not a curated record. NCBI's taxonomy places the organism in Eukaryota, Fungi, Basidiomycota, Exobasidiomycetes, Microstromatales.
GGACCGGACGGACGUCGACCGGGGGCCGGCAGCGUAACGGCGUCGUGACCUUGGAAGCGGCAACGCUGCGCUGCACAAGCAGGCGCCGCACUUUUUACCCCGGACUCGGCGCCUACGCCGUGCAGCCAGGCUGUGGCUGUCGCCCACGCGGGAGCGUGUGAGCGUGUGAGCGUGCGCGUGGGGAAAGAGGUGAAGCACGAUGGCUGGGAUGCUUUGGAGAGGAGCAAGUUGUGAGGCGAGGUUGAGUCUGGAUGGAAGGGCGAUGCGUAAUGCCGCGCGAGAAAAAGGGUCGAGAGUCAAGUGUCGUGAUGGUGGGAGGAGGAGGAGCUGGCUGCCACGAGGGAAAAACGGUGAGCUAUUUCGAAGCGGCUCAUCUCGAAUGUGGACCCUGGCCGGAUCUGUUGAUCAUGUUGGGGAAGAACCACUCCACUCGAGCCUCGGUCCAGCUCUAUCGUCUGUCAUCAUCUUCUCGCGUCCUGGUCACGAGUGGUCUGCCGUGACGACGCUUCGAGGAGGUGCAACGGCGACUUUGCGACGUGAUAGCCUCCCGAGCCCCCCACACCUCCGCGCACCUCCGCCAAGUUGAGAUCGUCGAUUAUGCACGCGCGGAAGGAGGCGCUGUGCCUGGGCCGUGUGCGUGCGUGCUCCUCGCGCUCACUACGAGGGAG